This is a messenger RNA of Cherax quadricarinatus, 6998 nucleotides long. The record is from RefSeq and is a predicted model, not a curated record. NCBI's taxonomy places the organism in Eukaryota, Metazoa, Arthropoda, Malacostraca, Decapoda, Parastacidae.
AGAUCAGCUCUAAGACACAGAUCACUUGGUGAGUGACACUGAAUGUUUGGUAGAGUCACACUCUUACCAGUUGAAUUCUACUGUUAAUCUACUUGCAGAAUUACAGACUACAUCACUAAUGUUUAUAGUAGGAAAAAAAAAAUUCUGACAGUGGCAGCAGCAAGUACCAUGAAGCUCCUGGAAGUGGCAGAAAUAAUGCAGAAAUAAAGUGCCAGCAGUGUCAUGAAGCACCUGUGUCAGAAUUACUUCAUCCUGAAGUCACUGCAAAAUUGCAGCACUUACCUGCAGUAUAUAUAUUGUAAUUUGCACACUUAUUUUGUAUUAUAGCAAAUAAUUUUAAGCACUUCAUGGAUCUACGAAUGGAAUAAUGUUCACAUUGAUAUUAAGGGAAAUUUGCAUGAAAAUAUUAUUCAGUAGUAUAAAGACUUGAGUAUUAAUGACCAUAGUGUGUGUUACAAGUAAUAAAUGCCAUUGGUAUAUUUUGAAAAACCCGUCCCAGUCUGACGUCAACACUGAGGUAGUAAGAUGUGCAGUGAAAGUAAGAUACAGUGUUGACCUGGUUUCUCACAAUUUUUUUAUAUAUAGUAAUAUAAAAAAAAUUGUCUUUCAUGUCUGUUUCUAGAUCUAAAGUUGUGUCAUUCUUAUUAAAAACUCUUAGUUUUAAAUGAGUAUUCCCUUUUAAACUGAUGAAGCUUACCUCUCUUAUUUACUGUAAUCAAAGCAGAAAUAAUAUGAACAAUAAAAGUUAAGUCAGUUAUUUCGUUAAAUUUCUUGACUGUGCAAAUUGAAUAUCAGUACAGUACAUGUCAGAAAUAAAUACUUAAGCAAAUAAAUUAUAUAAAUGAACAUUUUUAGUGCUCUUACUGCCAUGGUAAUUUCUUUUUAGUGCCAAACUCAGUAUAAUUUUUAACAGUAUAUUUAUUUCAGUUAAGGAUAUGGUUUAGUGUCCAUCAUUGAUGCUAUUUGAGUAUUUUUGGUCUAAUUAUUUAUGUAAAAGUUGAGUGCAUCACAUAAGCCUUCCUGUAGGAGAAAAUAGUGUCUGUAUUGAAAGUACUUUCUCACCAACACCACAUUCCAAUGUAUCUUAUUAUAUUAAGAUUAGGAGUAAAAUAUACACUGUAAAUGCUGUAUUUAUUGCUCUCAUGUAAAGUACAAUGAUCAUUGUUGUUAAUAUUUCAUAUAUGUUCCAGUAAAAGUUUAAGAACAAAGUUACUUGUUCACACGAUAAAACAGUUAUGAAAAGAAAGAGGACCCUCGGCAAUUGUCAUUGUGUAUUAAAAGCUUUAACUAAGUUUCUGCUAGUAAUGCACGUGAGAGCUCAUGAAGGGGAGAAACUAUUCUAAAUUUUUAAAUCUAAAUAAAUUUUAGUGGGUCAAAUUGAAAAAAAAAAAAACAGAGUUGAUAUCAAAGAGAAACUGUAUCAGUGUUUACCUGUUGAAGUAGAGGGUAGAAAAUAAUUUCAUCCAUUAAAACAUUUGAGAGUUAAUACUGUAGAAAAGGAAAAAUUAUUAUUUUUUUUAUUAUUAACACACUGGCCGAUUUCCACCAAGGCAGGGUGGCCCGAAAAAGAAAAACUUUCACCAUCAUUCACUCCAUCACUGUCUUGCCAGAAGGGUGUUUUACACUACAGUUUAUAAAACUGCAACAUUAACACAUUAAAUAUUUAGAAAUAAUAAUUUAAAUGAUUGCUUUCUUGUGAUAUAAAUUAUGGGAAAUCAUAGGGUAAGAAAGUACUGUAUGUAAUAGUUCUGUAUCAAAAUAACUUUUUGAAAAAUCAUUUUUAGUAAAACAAGAGGAAAUUUAUGCAGAGGGAAACAUAUAUCCAGAUUCAGUGUUUAAAAUAUUUCCCUUAAAAAAUAUUAUAAAAUUCCAAACAGGUGAAACGAUGAGUGUUCAUUCAAGAGAGAAAGCUCAUAAGUGUUCAGUGUGCUCAAAGGAGUUUUUUCGAAAUUCGGAACUUGUAAAUCACAUGAGGGUUCAUACAGGAGAAAGACCAUUUCAGUGUUCAAUGUGUCCAAAAGACUUUAUUCAGAAAUCAUCUCUGAUAAGACACCUGAGAGCUCAUACAGGAGUCAGAUCUUUUCAUUGUUCAGUGUGCCCAAAAGAUUUUAUACGAAGUUCAGAUCUUGUAAAUCACAUGCGUAUUCAUACAGGAGAAAGACCAUUUCAAUGUUCAAUGUGUCUAAAAGACUUUUCAAGAAGUUCAAAUCUAGUGAAGCACAUGAGAAUUCAUACAGGAGAGAAGCCAUAUCAUUGUUCAGUGUGUCAGAAAGAUUUUUCUGAUAAUUCAGUUCUGGUAAAACAUAUGAAAAUUCAUACAGGAGAGAAACCAUAUAAAUGUUCAGUUUGUACAAAAGAGUUUACACAGAGUUCAAGUCUGUCUCAACAUAUGAGAGUUCAUACAGGAGAGAAACCAUACAAGUGUUCAGAAUGUUUAAAAGAUUUUUCAUAUAAAUCGAAUCUCUUACAACAUAUGCGUAUUCAUACGGGAGAGAAGCCAUUUCAGUGUUCAGAGUGUCAAAAAGAAUUUUCAGAUAAAUCAGCUUUAGUAAUACAUAUGAGAGUUCAUACAGGAGAAAAACCAUAUGAAUGCUCUGUAUGUCUUAAAACCUUUUCACAAAAUUCAACUCUAUCACAACACAUGAGACUACAUACUGGAGAGAAGCCAUUCCAUUGUUCUGAGUGUCUAAAAGACUUCAAUCAGAAAUCUCAUUUAUUAAUGCACAUGAAAGUUCAUACAUUAGAAAAACCUUUUCAGUGUUCUGAGUGUCUAAAAAGUUUUAAGAAAAAUUCAACUCUGAUAAGACAUAUGACAGUUCAUACAGCAGUUAAACCAUAUAAAUGUUCAGUAUGUGUAAAGGAUUUUAAAGAUAACAAUGCUUUGGUAAGCCAUAUGAGAGUUCAUACAGGUGAUAAACCAUACCAGUGUUCAGAAUGUUUAAAAGGAUUUUCACACAACUCAAAUCUAGUAAAACACAUGAGAGCUCAUACAGGACAGAAACCAUAUCACUGUUCAGUGUGUCUGAAAAACUUUGCUGAGAAGUCUAGUCUAGUAAUACAUAUGAGAAGUCAUACAGGAGAGAAACCACAUCAGUGUUCAGUGUGCCAAAAGAAAUUUGCCCAAAAAUCACAUUUAAUAAUGCAUCUGAAAAUCCAUACAGGUGAGAAGCCUUAUCAGUGUCCAGAGUGUAUAAAAAGCUUUGGAGAAAAGUCAAGUCUAGUAAGGCAUAUGAGAGUUCAUACAGGAGAGAAACCAUACCAGUGUUCAGUGUGUCUCAAGAACUUUUCCCUUAAUGCUAAUCUAAUAAAACACAUGAAUAUUCAUACUCGAGAGAAAAUAUAUCAGUGUUUAGUGUGUGUAAAAGAAUUUUCCGAACGAUCAUCUCUUAUAAAACACUCAAGAGUUCAUGAACGUUAGAAAGAUGUCCCACAUUUUCCUGAUCUAAUAAGUUGUAUGUUAAUCUCUGGCUCUAGUGAAGAAAUGAAUCAUUAGUACAUUGUCUCUAAUUUUCACCUGAAUCUUGAGCAUAUAAGAAUUGUUCGGUAAAUCAAGUUUAUUCAUAUAUUUUAGUAGUGUAUUUUAAGUUACUUUGGGAAUUGUAAAAUAACAAGCUUGUUCAUAAUUAUUCCUUUCUAUUGUGUGACCAGUUCUGGGACUUAUUCUAGUCUCCCAGUUCAGCAUGAGUCGUAGGACUUUCCAGGUAACCACAUGAUUAGUUACACACUUUUAUUUUACAUGUGGCCUGCAGGCCUGUUUUUCCAUGGAAACCUUACUAAUCCAGGAACUUGCUCACAUAUCUGUUGAAGAUGUAUGCUUUUGUUCCAGUAAUAUUUUAUAUCAGCAGGUAGAAGGUUCAAAAGUUAUGAGCUUGAGAUACUGACACAGUUUUCUCUAAAUGUACUAUAGCAUUCUUGCAUUGCACUGAGCUACGAGGAGAGUUUAACAGAAUUGAUUCUAACAACACUGAAGGACAGAAGCACCAGGGACGACAUAUGCAAAUUAUUCAGAGGAAUUAAUUGGUAAGUACUCAUUGGGCUUAUUGUACAUCUCCUCUCAUAUUUUUCACUCCAGCAAGUUCUUAUAGUAGUUUAGUGACCUAGCAUUAAAGUAUUUUCAUGAAUAGACAAUAAAUUGUGUCUAACUGUCUCUUCUAGAAAGUACAGUACCACAAGGCACUUCCAAUAUACUUGAUGUGUAAUGAUCUCAGUGCAGACCAUAAAGUAUAUAAUUUUUUUCUAGCUUGGAUAGCUCACUUUGAAUAGAGCUGUCAGCAUACUAUCUUUGUUGUAGUAUCUCUUGUUUUUAAAGUUCUUAUAAACCAAGCUGUCAUUUUCUUGGUUGUGUAUGACUUUGUUUUCUCAUAUUCUCUCACUGACAGAACCAUUUCGUCUAUGGAAAUCUGAUUGCAUGUUGCAUCCUGCAUUAAUGAAAUGAGAAAAACUUCACUUGUGAUCAGUUAUGAACAUUCUAUACUCUCAAUCCAGCCUAAGCUAGGCUUCCUUGUUGACCACCUGUUCAACCAGGCUGUUGAUUCUAGCUCCCUGUAGGCCCACAGAGCUAAUCAGGCACUUGCAAGAGAUAGUGAACUGUUUCAAAAGAGUUAUAAUUUUUUUUUGACACUGGCCAUUUCCCACUGAAGCAGGGUGACCCAAAAAGAAAGAAAAAAAUCUUUGAUCACCAUUCAACACUUAGCUGUUACUCAUUCAUAAUCACUGUCUUUGCAGAGGCGCUCAAAUACGACAUCUCUCCAAACUGCCAAUAUUCUAAACCCCUCCUUUAACCCCUAAACAGUCCAAACGUAUAUAUACGUUCUCGUGCAUAGCGCCCCAAGCGUAUAUAUACGUUUUCUUUGUCAUUCAUUCAUCAUUGCCAUGAUAAGCCUGAGUCGCCUAGACAUGAGAGAAUGGGUGUGCGCACUCACUGUGCGCCAUAUUAAAGUAAUUGGGGAUGCCUGGGUACCACAUGCUCGUUUUUCCUAUUAAAAAAACAAUUUUUUUCUCAAAAAAUUUGGGGCGCUACGCGAGUGGACGUAUAUAUACGUUUGGACCGUUUAGGGGUUAAAGUGCAGGCAAUGUACUUCCCAUUUCCAGGACUCGAGUCCGGCUAACCAGUUUCCAUAAAUCCCUUCACAAAAUAUUAUCCUGCUCACACUCCAACAGCUUGUCAGGUCUCAAAAACCAUUCGUCUCAAUUCACUCCAAUCUCACAUGCUCAUGCACACUUGCUGAAAGUCCACGAAUCCUCCUUUACCUCCUCCCUCCAACCUUUUCGGGGAUGACCCCUACCUCACCUUCCUUCCCCAACAUAUUUAUAUGCUCUCCAAGUCAUUCUACUUUGUUCCAUUCUCUCUAAAUGACCAAACCACCUUAACAGCCCCUCUUCAGCCCUCUGACUAAUACUUUUAGUAACUCCACAUCUUGUCCCAAUUUCCACACUAUUAACCCUUUCAGGGUCCAAGGCCAAAAUCUGAAGUGGUGCCCCAGUGUCCAAGAAUUUUCAAAAAAAAAAAAUUGUUAUUUUUUCUUAUGAAAUGGUAGAGAAUCUUUUUGUGAAUGUAAUAAAACAAAAAGUACGAAAUUUGAUGGAAAAUUGACGAAAUUAUGCUCUCGUGAAUUUUGAUGUGUCAGCGAUAUUUACAAAUCGGCGAUUUUGCCGACUUUGACUCCCAUUUUAGGCCAAUUACAUUAUUCCAGUCGACCAAAUUCUCAGCUAUUUCACUAGUAUUACUUCUAUUCUAUCGAUUGAGCACAAGAAAUCGCCAAGUCAACUGUUUCAACUACAAAAUAAAGUGACCGGAAAUUGGUAAUUUGGCCAAUUUAACACAAAGUUCAAAAUGUUCCAAUUUAUUCACACCAAAAAAUAGAAGAUUUACUGUUAUGCAAUAUUGUAAUAAUUGUAUAAAUAUCAUCACCACAUUUGUGAAUGUAUAUUAGACCCACCAGCUGGCGUGUAUUAGACGUGUGAGGUCAUUUGUUUACUCUUGAACAUCGGCAAAAAUUUAACAUUUCCGCCACUUUGAGCUCAAUUUCAAGCCAUUUCCAGUGCUAACACCAAUCAAAAUCAUCUCUAUUUCUGUAAUAUGUCUUCCAUUCUAUCAAAUGAGACCAAGAAAUCACAAAUACAACUAUAAAAAACAUACGAAAAAACACUGCAAAGUCGCUGUUUUAACCCUUUGACUGUCGCGGCCGUAUAUAUACGUUUGUGAGGUACCGUGUUUGACGUAUAUAUACUCAUAAAUUCUAGCGGCUUCAAAUCAGGCAGGAGAAAGCUAGUAGGCCCACAUGUGAGAGAAUGGGUCUGUGUGGUCAGUGUGCACCACAUAAAAAAAAUCCUGGAGCACGCAGUGCAUAAUGAGAAAAAAAAAACUCCGACCGUUUUUUUUAAUUAAAAUGCCGACUUUGUGGUCUAUUUUCGUAUAGUAUUUGUGGUUGUAUUCUCGUUUUCAUGGUCUCAUUUGAUAGAAUGGAAACUAUAUUAUAGAAAUGGAGGUGAUUUUGAUUAAUUUUACUAUAAAAAGAACCUGGAAAUUGAGCACAAAGUACAGGAAAUGUUUGAUUUUUGCCGAUGUUCAAAAGUAAACAAAUGAUGUCAUUGUCCAAUAAAUGUCCAAAUAGCCAUUCUAAUACGCAGUCAUGAAUGGGUUGAUGUAAUUUUUACAAUUAUUACAGUAUUGCAGUACUCUGCAUAACAGUAAAUCUUCUAUUUUUUGUUUGAAUAAAAUUUCAAAAUAAAAAGCAAGAGUAAUAUCACAGGGACCUGGAGACAUGACUGAUGAACAAAGAAAAUCUUAUUUUAGAGCCAGGAAUGUCUGCAUUGUUCAUUCUGGACCUUAUUUUGAAAUUGUCGUAUUUUUUAAUUUUCGUGAAAUUGGCCAAAUUGCAAAUUUCUGACCAUGUUAUUGGGUAGUUGAAAUCGGUAAAUGGGCAGUUUCUUGUGCUCAAUCGAUAGAAAAAAUAGAGUUCUGAAGAAAUAGUUAUGAGUUUGGUUGACUGGAAUAA